AGUGGCAAAGACAAGGAUCGCGGGGGAGGAAAACUGACAGCCAGUCCUAAGAAGCCACCCAGCCGACAAGCUCCCACACCCUCUUCACAGAAGGACAUGGUGGGAGAAAGAGCUGCAACAGCUACCCCUCACACGGGCAAUAGUGCCUUUACCCCAGCACCAGAUGUUGAUCCAGUAUUGAAUAGAAAAUACAAAGAAAAAUUAUCUGUGCAGACUUACAACUUGCUACGUGAGAUGGUUGACCGCAGCACAUAUAUGUUUGAAGAUAUUCGUAGAAAUGAGGAUGUUCUUGCCUUAGCUAAGCUGGGAUUACAGGGAUAAAAAAAUGGACAACACAUAAUUCAGAACAGAAAAAACCAAAAAGGAUUUUUGAGGGCAAAAGAAAUCAAAAAGAAAAAAAAAAUCCAUUGGAAUAAUUACUUCGAGUAAUGUUUUUUCGUGACCGCAUCGAGCCUAAGAAAUGCUAGCAAGCAUCUUUGCACAAAUAAACAAAUUUUUAAUUGAUCUGUGAUAAGUCAUUGGUAAGGGUUUGGUUUUACCACAUGCUAUUUGAACUACAGUUGAUCUACAGUGGUUUCCUGUUCAUUCACUUACUGGUUACCAGAAAAAAAAAGUGCAUAUGAAAUAUGUUGCAGACUUUAUGCAAUGAGAGUAGUUAUAUUUUCCAGAUGUUCACCUUUUUUCACUGUCAUAAUGCCAGGACAGCUACAGGUAGCAGAAGUUCUAUUUUUAGUUCAAUUAAUAGACCCUGCUUUCCAUAUAUUCUUUUGAAGGAACAGGUGUGAAACAGGUUGUUAUGGCAACGAGGACAAAUAAUAAACAACACUGCACCCCUGGGGGUAACUGACUGCAUGC
Messenger RNA from Lingula anatina, 855 nucleotides. Its product is annotated as MYCBP-associated protein. The record is from RefSeq and is a predicted model, not a curated record. NCBI's taxonomy places the organism in Eukaryota, Metazoa, Brachiopoda, Lingulata, Lingulida, Lingulidae.